AUCUCGGAUAUUUCCGUAAUCGCGCACCUUGGCAUUCUGGGACGCAAUCAUGGCGAUGCACGUACCGACAGCACCGGGCUUUGCCCAGAUGUUGAAAGAUGGUGCUAAGCACUAUAGUGGACUAGAAGAGGCUGUCUAUCGGAACAUAGACGCUUGUAAGGAGUUAGCGAGGACCACACGAUCAGCCUUGGGCCCACUAGGCCAGAAUAAGAUGGUCAUCAACCAGUUAGAAAAGCUCUUUGUGACCAAUGAUGCUGCCACCAUCCUACGAGAACUGGAGGUUCAGCACCCAGCAGCCAAGAUGUUGGUAAUUGCAUCACAUCAACAGGAGCAGGAAGUUGGAGAUGGUACCAACUUCACUCUUGUCUUUGCUGGAGCUCUCUUGGAGCAGGCAGAAAGUCUGCUGAGGAUGGGUUUGUCUGUGACAGAGGUGACUGAUGGAUAUGAGUUAGCUGCUAAGAAAGCUCAAGAUCUCCUUCCAGAUCUUGUUUGUGGAGAAAUAAAGAACCUGAGAAAUAAAGCAGAUGUUCAAAAGAUUGUCAAAUCUGCUAUAAUGAGCAAGCAGUAUGGAAAUGAAGACUUCCUGGCAAACCUUGUUGUGGAUGCCUGCAUAUCCAUUUUACCUCAGAAAGUGAGCUUCAAUGUAGAUAAUGUCAGAACCUCCAAAAUUCUGGGGAGUGGAAUCAACAACUCCACAGUGAUAAGAGGAAUGGUGUUUAAACGUCUGGUAGAGGGAGACCUAACCAAGGCAGAGAACUGUAAAGUGGUUGUCUACUCCUGUCCCCUUGAUUCCAUGCAGACAGAAACUUCGGGUAAAAUAUCCAUCAGGUCUGCUGACGAACUGCUAGCAUUUAGCAAAGGAGAAGAAAAUUUAAUGGAAGAACAAAUUAAAGCUAUAGCUGAUACUGGCUGUAAAGUGGUGGUAUCUGGAGGAAAGGUAGGAGAGCUUGCUCUCCAUUUCUGUAACAAAUACCAGCUGAUGGUAGUGAGGCUUAUGUCUAAGUGGGACCUGAGGAGACUAUGCAAGUCUAUAGGAGCCACACCCCUUCCUAGGAUUACCCCACCAACGACAGAUGAAAGUGGAUACUGUGAUCAUGUGUUUGUAGAUGAGAUAGGAGACACUUCGGUUAUUGUGUUCAAACAAGACAAGGAGGAGAGUGCUGUGUCGACCAUCAUUGUCCGAGGCUCCACAGAUAAUAUCCUAGAUGAUGUUGUUCGUGCUGUUGAUGACGGUGUCAAUACAUUCAAGGCAUUAACAAAGGAUGUUAGAGUUGUACCAGGAGCUGGUGCCACGGAAAUAGAAUUGGCCAAACAAUUGACUACAUAUGGAGAGGGUCAACCUGGUCUAGAGCAAUAUGCCAUUAUGAAGUUUGCUGAAUCUUUAGAAGUAAUUCCACGAGCUAUAUCGGAGAAUGCAGGGGCAAAGGCAACAGAGGUAUUGUCAAAACUCUACGCUGCUCACCAGGAGGGUAAAAAGAAUGUUGGAGUGGACAUAGAGGCCAGUCCAGUAGAUGUAGCCGAUGCUGUGGAAAAGGAAAUCUUAGAUCUGUAUAUCAACAAAUACUGGGGAAUCAAGUUUGCCACUGCAGCUGCCUGCACUGUACUCAAAGUGGACCAGAUCAUCAUGGCUAAGCCAGCUGGUGGACCAAAGGCAAAGGAGAACAAGAACUGGGAUGAUGACUAAAGUAAUGAAAAAAUCAUUGAAAGGACAUUCAUGACUGCUUCCAUUUUUUAUAUAUAACCCCCUCCUUUGGUUUUGAGAGCGCUCUAGAUUUUGUUCAGAGAAUGUUUAGGGAUGAAAUAUGUAGUAUGUUUGUAGAUGUGUAAGAGAAAGAAAGGCGAGUGCUGAUGUGUGUAUUGAACUUUCAUUGGCUUGUGAGGAACAUCAUGAUAUCUGUCACAAUUCAAAUCAACCUUGCAAAAAAAACUAUGAAGAAAACCUUCCAUUUCAUCAAUUUGUGAGGAUACUCCAAUCUUACAAAUGUCCCCUUAUUGGUGAACCAACAAAAAUGGAAGUUUGACUGUUAAUGAAAGAAUUGUUUGUAGUACUGAUCAUGGUUUGUCUAGACAAAGGAAGGGACGGACUACCCAGCUAUACGUAUCCUAGCUGAAUUACCAGCUUUACUGUGAUAUACUUGUCAUUCAGUAAAAUAUUCCAUUACUUUGUGUCUAAAUAGUCCAUAAUCGGGAGGAAGUGUUGGUCAAAAACAUACAGAUGGGGGUUUUGUUUAGUCGAGUUUAGAACAAAAACAGAAUACUAGUUCUGUUCAUUGAGUUGUUGAUCAAAAACUGACUGUCAGAAGUUUAUUUCACAUAAUGCUAUUAAUUGUUCAGCUACCGGUACAACCUAGUGCUAUAAUGGACCUGCUGUAUGUCCAGUCUGUUGAUUAGGACGUCAGAAAAAGUCUCAUCGUGUGUGUGAGUGGAUUAUUUAUACUUUUUCAGCUUUUCACCUUCAAAGUCAUGUAACCUUUUGAAUUCCUUUAUGUGAUCGCAGAUUUUGUCCAAAAAAAAAGUAAUACAAUAUUGAAUGAA
Pecten maximus is the source of this 2535-nucleotide messenger RNA. RefSeq names its product T-complex protein 1 subunit theta-like. The coding region runs from base 50 to 1684 and encodes 544 amino acids. Gene Ontology annotation, cellular component: chaperonin-containing T-complex. Lineage: Eukaryota; Metazoa; Mollusca; Bivalvia; Pectinida; Pectinidae. The transcript has 16 exons. Gene Ontology annotation, biological process: protein folding. Gene Ontology annotation, molecular function: ATP hydrolysis activity; ATP-dependent protein folding chaperone; ATP binding. The record is from RefSeq and is a predicted model, not a curated record.